UUCUUUUCCACAUGAUCAGAGCUAAUUGGCCCCCCUGCAGACUAAGUGACCAAUCACAUCAGCUUCAGCUGAAAGCAGCCCUCACGACAUUAUAAACAGAGGAAUGUGAACGGUAAGCCCAGUCCAAGAGGAGAACCCACAAAAUAGACUUGUAGAUUAAAAUUACCUCAUCAAAAAGACAGACUCCAAAAGUUUCCUCAAGACCUACCUGAGCAUACAGGCUGACCCAGCAAAAGAACUGAGAUUUACAGCCUGAGAUGGAUGGCAGUAAUUGCAAAGUCAUUGCUCCUCUCCUAACUAAGAGAUACCGGAGGAUGGUCACCAAGGAUGGCCACAGCACACUCCAAAUGGACGGCGCUCAAAGAGGUCUUGCCUAUCUCCGAGAUGCCUGGGGAAUCCUAAUGGACAUGCGCUGGCGCUGGAUGAUGUUGGUCUUUUCUGCUUCUUUUGUUAUCCACUGGCUUGUCUUUGCAGUGCUCUGGUAUGUGCUAGCUGAGAUGAAUGGUGAUCUGGAACUAGAUCAUGAUGCCCCGCCUGAAAACCACACUAUCUGUGUUAAGUAUAUCACCAGUUUCACAGCUGCAUUCUCCUUCUCCCUGGAGACACAACUGACAAUCGGUUAUGGUACCAUGUUCCCCAGUGGUGACUGUCCAAGUGCAAUCGCCCUACUUGCCAUACAAAUGCUCCUAGGCCUCAUGCUAGAGGCUUUCAUCACAGGUGCCUUUGUGGCGAAGAUUGCCCGGCCAAAAAAUCGCGCUUUCUCAAUUCGUUUUACUGAUUUAGCAGUAGUAGCUCACACAGAUGGCAAACCUACUCUGAUUUUCCAAGUGGCCAACACUCGACCUAGCCCUCUAACCAGUGUUCGGGUCUCAGCUGUACUCUAUCAGGAAAGAGAAAACGGCAAACUCUACCAGACCAGUGUGGAUUUCCACCUUGAUGGCAUCAGUUCUGAGGAAUGUCCAUUCUUUAUCUUUCCACUAACCUACUAUCACUCCAUUACACCAUCGAGUCCUCUGGCUACUCUGCUCCAGCGUGAAAAUCCUCCCCACUUUGAAUUAGUUGUGUUCCUUUCAGCAAUGCAGGAAGGCACUGGAGAAAUAUGCCAAAGGAGGACAUCCUACCUACCCUCCGAGAUCAUGUUACAUCACUGUUUUGCAUCUCUGUUGACCCGAAGUUCCAAAGGUGAAUAUCAAAUCAAGAUGGAGAAUUUUGACAAGAUUGUUCCUGAACUUCCAACUCCUCUGGUCUCUAAGAGCCCAAACAGGACUGAUCUGGACAUCCGUAUCAAUGGACAAAGCAUUGACAAUUUUCAGAUCUCUGAAACAGGACUGACAGAGUAAGACGUGUCCACAGCAUCCUAUUUUUUAAUGUAUUAAAUAUACCCAGCCAAUUACGCAGCCACUUCUCCUUCAUCACAUCUCAUGUUUUCUUUUUUCUCAAUGCUGAUUACAUCUCUCUGAUUACAUCAUGGUGAUCAAGACUAUGCCCAUAAAAAAUGGCUAACAAUAUACAUUCUGGAAAUAUAACAAUCUACUUUACAAAGUUUGUGUUUGUGGUUAUCUGCUGAAUCAAUGCAUCUCAACAUGACAGGUAUUUAUACAGAAAUGUUAUUGAUGAAUUUAUAAGGAUGUGGUAUGAUACCAGUAAUGAAGGUAAAAUGGACAGUGAAGUUUAACAAGCUGAACUCUUAAAAAAAUCAACUAUAAAUCUCUCAAUUUCAUCUGCAAGUUGAAGCAACAGUCUAGUUGCAAACAUAGCUCCCUGGGUAGAAUGAUGAUUUCACAAUAUUUAGUGAACAUCCUUUUAAAACUGUUAUUUUUUUCAAGACAACAAAAAUAAUUCCUUUGGUUCUUUAUACUACAAAACUGGGGUAAGUAUUACUCCCUUGAUUUUUAACAGCUAAGAACAAAAAUUCACAGAAAAAGAGCAAAGUACAGAUUUAUACACAAUUCUAAAAGCAUUUGAGAAUGACACCCAAACAUAUAUAGAUGUUCACAUAUUUGUGGCAGACACUGAUCAGAGCAAAUAAGACAAGCUCCAGCCUGAAUGGAACAUAUAGGGUGGUAUUUUCGGAAAGGAGAUGAAAAAUCAUAUCUACCUUAAAGCUACCCUGCACAAUAAUCAAAUAGUGAUUUAAAAAUUAUAAUAAACUAUUCAUCUGAAUGGCUUCCAACCUAAAUAAAAAUAUUCCCUUCCUACCUAUGAUUCAUUCAUUCAAUGGUAUAAAAAACCAUGACAGCUCUAAAUAACUCAUAAAUGUAAAUAUAUUUAAGUUUUUGUAGAUAUGAAAGUUUAGUUAAAUAUAAUUCAACUAGGGAAAAAAUCUAUAAUAGAUAAAGCAAAAAUAAUCAGGCAACAAAGUAUUUUCAAAUCCAAAUUCCUGUUUCCAACUUCAAAUAGUUUUUUCUAUAAAAACAAAAUGAGUGUUUGUUCACCAGUAGGAGGCUGGACUAGAUGAACUCUAUUCUUUCUUUCCAAAUCUAAUACUCCAUGAAAAUUAUGCUUUCUCUGCUUCACUUUUUAUUUUACAUAUACCAAGAUGAACCCUUUCCCUUACUUCCAGUUUAAGACUAUCCUCUGUAUACUUCUCAUUUCAAUAAAAAAAAAUCAAAC
Messenger RNA from Equus caballus (horse), 2613 nucleotides. It is a transcript of the gene KCNJ13, whose product is annotated as potassium inwardly rectifying channel subfamily J member 13. Gene Ontology annotation, molecular function: inward rectifier potassium channel activity. NCBI's taxonomy places the organism in Eukaryota, Metazoa, Chordata, Mammalia, Perissodactyla, Equidae. The record is from RefSeq and is a predicted model, not a curated record. Gene Ontology annotation, cellular component: plasma membrane. Gene Ontology annotation, biological process: regulation of monoatomic ion transmembrane transport; potassium ion import across plasma membrane.